AUGCUGGACGGGUGGUAUUGCCGUUCAAUGGCGAACGCGGCGAGCCUGGCCGAAGAGGAGGAGCGGUCCCAGGAGGAGUCCAAGUUCAAAAAAGAGUACAAAUUCCUCAAACGCAAGUUCCACAAUCUAGUUUACGAAAAUGAGGCUCUCAUGCAAGCGCUCCGCGCCGCCCAGAAGCGCCUCCUUUCGGUGACACGCGACCGAACGUUUCUCCUGGACCGCCUCCUCCUGCACGAAAAGGUGGACAACUCCACGUCGGAAUCGGAAGAAACAGACUCUUCGGACGACGGGGAGCCCCUCAAAGUCGAGCCUCCGGCCAAAAAGAGAAAAUUGGAAAAUUCGUUCAAUAACGGGCCGGGCAAAGUGUUACCAACGGUGAAAAAGAAGCGAAACCCGGCCCCCAGGCCCGCCAAGGCCAUACCACACCACACGUUAGUGCACAUGCCGGGGGGCUCCACUGGGAAUAUUUUAUCCGAUGGGCACAUGACCCCCGAGGAGGUGGAAAGGCAUUUACAGGCACAAAAUUAUGUGGAAUUGGUGCCCGAAAGGGCGCCCCCCACCGUCCCCACGGAAAUGUUCAGUAAUGAGCCCUCACUUGACAGUGAAUCAAACGAUAUUGGCGAGCUCGAGACUUCACCCAGUAACAUGGGAGAGGAGCUAAGCAUUGAUAUGAUACCAGAAUAAUAAUAAUUUAUAAAGCAAA
This is a messenger RNA of Tribolium castaneum (red flour beetle), 703 nucleotides long. RefSeq lists its product as uncharacterized. NCBI's taxonomy places the organism in Eukaryota, Metazoa, Arthropoda, Insecta, Coleoptera, Tenebrionidae. The transcript is spliced from 3 exons. The record is from RefSeq and is a predicted model, not a curated record. Gene Ontology annotation, cellular component: nucleus; Ino80 complex. Bases 1 to 684 code for a protein of 227 amino acids. Gene Ontology annotation, biological process: chromatin remodeling.